Stegastes partitus (bicolor damselfish) is the source of this 6996-nucleotide messenger RNA. RefSeq names its product protein tyrosine phosphatase, non-receptor type 23, a (gene ptpn23a). Gene Ontology annotation, molecular function: protein binding; protein tyrosine phosphatase activity. Gene Ontology annotation, cellular component: endosome. The record is from RefSeq and is a predicted model, not a curated record. The transcript has 25 exons. The coding region runs from base 132 to 6014 and encodes 1960 amino acids. Gene Ontology annotation, biological process: protein dephosphorylation; early endosome to late endosome transport; protein transport to vacuole involved in ubiquitin-dependent protein catabolic process via the multivesicular body sorting pathway. Lineage: Eukaryota; Metazoa; Chordata; Actinopteri; Pomacentridae.
AAGUGUAAAUGGAUACAUGACACAGUUGUUUGGGGGAAAGCUAUCUUCUGGAAAACCGUUAACGGCCACUGAAGUACCGACGGGAUUUGAACAUCGUACCGGCUGACGGUCCUCGUGUACAGUCGGCCGCGAUGGAGGCGGUCCCCCGGAUGCCGAUGAUCUGGCUGGACCUGAAGGAGGCUGGGGAGUUCCAGUUCAGCCCGUCCGUGAGGCAGUUCAUCUUGAAGAACUAUGGAGAGAAUCCGGACAACUACAACGAACAGCUGAAGAAGCUGGAGACUCUGCGGCAGAGCGCAGUGAAUGUGACGAGGGAUUUCGAGGGAUGCAGCACGCUGAGGAAGUACUUCGGCCAGCUGCACUACGUCCAGAGCCGGGUGCCCAUGGGAGCAGGCCAGGAGGCUGCAGUGCCCAUCUCAUGGACUGAAAUUUUCUCUGGAAAAACAGUCACCCACGAUGACAUCAGCUACGAGCAGGCGUGCAUCCUCUACAAUCUGGGGGCCCUGCACUCUAUGUUGGGAGCCAUGGAUAACAGGGUAUCUGAGGAGGGGAUGAAGGUGUCUUGCACUCACUUCCAGUGCUCAGCAGGAGCUUUCUCCUACCUGAGAGACCAUUUCAGCCACAACUUCAGCGUGGAUAUGAGCCACCAGAUUCUCAACCUCAACAUCAACCUUAUGCUGGGCCAGGCCCAGGAGUGUCUUCUGGAGAAGUCCAUGUUGGACAACAGGAAGAGCUUCCUGGUUGCCCGCAUCAGUGCUCAGGUGGUGGAUUACUAUAAAGAGGCCUGCAGGGCUCUGGAGAACUCAGAGACGGCCUCGAUGUUGGGAAAGAUCCAGAAAGACUGGAAGAAGCUGGUUCAGAUGAAGAUCUACUACUUUGCGUCUAUUGCACAUCUUCACAUGGGCAAACAGGCAGAGGAGCAGCAGAAGUACGGAGAGCGGCUGGCCUACCUGCAGAGCUCCUUGGACAAACUCACUGAAGCCAUUAAGUUGGCCAAGGGUCAACCGGACAGCGUGCAAGAGGCCUUAAGAUUCACCAUGGAUGUUAUCGGUGGAAAGUUUAACUCUGCCAAAAAAGACAACGACUUCAUCUAUCACGAGACGGUUCCUUCUCUGGAGACUCUAGCCUCGGUCAAAGGUGCUCCACUGGUCAAAGCUCUGCCAGUCAACCCCACUGACCCCACUGUCACCGGACCAGACCUGUUUGCCAAACUGGUGCCCAUGGCUGCCCACGAAGCCUCUUCUCUGUACAGUGAGGAGAAGGCCAAGCUGCUGAGGGACGUCAUGGCAAAGAUUGAAAGCAAGAAUGAAACACUAGAGCAGUUCAUGGACUCUCUGGGCUUGGAGCCAGAGUCUGUAGACAACCUGGACAUGUACAGCCACAUCCCUCCAGUCCUGAUGGAGAAGUGCGCCGCUCUCAGCGUCCGUCCCGACACCGUCAAGAGCCUCAUUCAGUCCAUGCAGGUGCUCUCAGGCGUCUUCACCGACGUCGAGUCUUCAUUGAAGGAGAUCAGAGAUGUCCUCGAGGCGGAUGAAGCCGGGGAGCGAGCCCUCCAGGAGGCCGGCGGCCCCGCUGCAGGCGAGGUGCACCCUGCUGUGCAGAGCCAGGCGCUGGCUGAGAUACGCAGAGACCUGGAGAAGUACAUGGAGGCCCACGAAAAGGCCAGUUUCACCAAUACGGAGCUGCACCGAGCCAUGAACCUGCACAUCAGCAACCUGCGCCUGCUGGGGGGGCCGCUGGAAAGUCUGAGGGACGCUCUGCCGCGGCCGCAGCUUAACGAAGAGGAAGUUGCAGGGCUGCAGUGCAUGAAACGGAUCCUCGGAAAGGUACAGGAGAUGAGGGAACAGAGAGGCUCUUUGGAAAAACAGCUCCGCGACCUCAUCCAGCAGGAUGACAUCACCUCCACCCUGGUCACCACAGAGAGAGCAGACAUGAAGCAUAUAUUUGAAGAGCAGCUGAAGAAGUACGAGCAGGUGAAGGUCUACAUUGACCAGAACCUUGCAGCACAAGAAAACAUCUUGAAGGCACUGACUGAGGCCAACGUUCAGUACGCCUCCGUUCGUAAAGGCCUGAGCCAGACUGAGCAGCAGUGGAACAGCACUGUUCAGGGACUGGUGGGCUCAUACGAGGCCUACGAGGACCUGAUGAAGAAAUCACAAGAGGGAAAAGAGUUUUACGAUGAUCUGGAGGACAAAGCGUCACGUUUGCUGGAGAGAGCAAAGGCCUUAUGUCAGACAAGGACAGAGGAAAGGAAGCCCGUUCUGGAAAAAGAGACCCAGAAGAAACCCCCUGCACGGCCUACAGCAGCUAAGCCGUCCCUUAAGCCCAAGACCUCAGAUGUUGACUCUGCCUGUUCUAGCCUAGAUGACCCAGAGCUGGCCCAGCUUAGUGCAGCCAUCUUGGCCUUGGGGGGCGACCUACCUGAGGACCUCCGCAGCCUCCCCCCUGACAUUCCGUCCCUCCCCACCCCUGCAGCUCGUCUGCCAGGUCCUGAAGCCUUCAUUCCACCUGGUGCUAACCUGGGUGCCAGCACCUCCCUGCCUUGGCCUGGCGCGCCUGCUGCUGCUCUUCCUCGCUUCCCUGCCAACCUGCCACCGCCUGAGCUCCUGGCACGGAUAGCUCAGUUUCCUACUUCAGGGGGUAUGGCAACACAGGGACCCCUGCCACAUGCCCCUCUUCCUCAGAUGACUCCACAAAGGCCUCCACAAAUGCCAAACCAAGCUGUGGUGUCUAGUUAUCGGCCACCUCCUCCUCAGGCUUCCCAACCUGGCCUGGUUGCCCCUACCCCAGUCCGACCCUCGACCACCACUGUGGACAGCAUCCAGGCCCCUAUCCCCAGCUACACCCCCACACCACACCACCCUGUCCCACCUGCAGUCUCAGCUAGCUACCCCUUACCACCACAGAUGAGGGCUUAUCCCCAAUUUAUACCCCAACCAGGGGUUCCUAUUCAAGGCCAGACCCCUCUACCCCAAGCACAGCAGCAGAAGCACCCACAGCAGUACCCCCAGCCCAUUGGACAGCCACUCCCUCAGGGGUACCAGCCUGGACCAAGGCCUGUUCCAGGCCCUCACCCUCCUCUUCAGACGCAGCAACCGUACCCACAUGGAUAUAUGCCCCCUCAGCCUGGUGUUCCUCCCCAUUUCCAGCAGCCAUUCCCAGGUCAGCUACAGCCACAUCAGCAAAAUGGCUUUCAGCACCAGCCUCAGAUACCCCAAGGCUACCAGACUCCACAGGGCUAUGUACCCCAGCAACACCCUCAAAUGAUGCCGGGCUCCAUGCCAAGGCCACCUCAGGUUCAGAUGCCACCUGCACACUCAUCAACACCCCCAACUUCUCAACCAGCACCCCCUGUAUCUCAACCCUACCUACCCCAUCCAAACCAACAGAUGCCCCCAGGACUCCCUCACCAACACAUGCUGCCACAACAGCAACAACUCUCAAUGCCCCCCAGUGCCCAGCAGAUUCCGCCACACCCACAAAUGCAGAUACCAGGUGGUCCCAGAGCUCAGAUGCCCCCCACAAGUCAGGCGAUGCCUCCAGUCUCACAGAACUACAUGCCCCCCACUAGCCAGCCCAUUCACCCUACCAUGCACCCUCAGAUGCCUCCUGCCUCACAACCUCGUAUGGUCCCUGGUCCUCAAGUCCACAUGCCAAGAGGCCCUAUGCCCCAAAUGCCCCCUAGUGCACUACCCCCACAGCAUCAUCCCCACCCUGGACAGCCUCCUAUACCAAAUAUGCCCCAGCAACCCAUGCGUAUGCCCAGUCAACCACAGUCUCAGCCCCCUCAUUCUGGGGGGGUAUGCUACCCUGGAGGCGCUCCAAUGAUGCCUCAGCAGCCCCUGGCCCCACAGCCCGCGGCUCCCCAACAACCUCAGGCACCUCUUCCUAUGACACAUCCACAGCCUUCUUCUAUGUAUCCUUCAGCUCCGGGACCCAAUGUACCUCCAAGUGCCCCACAGCAACCCACUGCCAUAGGCCCACAUGGUCCUCAUGCCCCCCCUGCUCAGCACAUGAUCCAGCCCUCUCCUGGAGGCCCUACAGCGGCUCAGCCACCCAACGCUAUCCCCCCUUCCCCUUCGCCUUCCCCCUCCCCGUCCCCCUCUCCAGGUCCUACCUCUCUGAGUUUGAACCCCCAGCAGAGACCCACACCGACUCCCACUCCAGGAGGCACAGCCCCACCCCCACUUCCCUCUCCUUCUGCCGUUUCUCCCUCCACAUCACUGUUUCAGCGGCAGAACUCAAGCACAGAUGAUCUCCUCUCCUCGAGCCCAGAGAGCCAGCCUGGAGGCACCAAGGCCCCCACCAAUGUCCUCCAACCCACCAAAGCUGACCCACAGGAUGGGGAGCGUCGAAAGAAGAGCGCCCAGGGAGUUCUCCUGAUCCAGGGUGACCCAUACCAAGCUCCAGAGCGAGUCGCUCGCCUUCAUGGCGAACUAGAGCGUUACAGAGCCCAGGUAGAUUCCCUGGAACACCCCUCAGAGAGUGAGGGGGGUCUGUCAGUGCUAGAUGCCCGCUGGAAAGAGCUACAGGAUCAGCAGGAGAAGGACGCUCGCCAGCUCUCGAUUGCUAUCGCCCGCUGCUACACCAUGAAGAACCGCCACCAAGACGUAAUGCCCUAUGACCUCAACCGAGUGGUGCUGCAGUCAGGGAAAGAUGACUACAUCAAUGCCAGCUAUGUGGAAGACUUGUCACCGUACUGCCCACGCCUUAUUGCCACACAGGCUCCGCUCACCGGCACAGCAGCAGACUUCUGGCUGAUGGUGUACGAGCAGAAGGUGUCACUGAUAGUCAUGCUGGUUUCGGAGCAGGAGCUGGAAAAGGGAAAGGUUCUGCGCUACUUCCCAACGGAGCGUGGCCAGCAGCUCUCUCAGGGACCAAUCACACUCAGCCUAACCACACAGAAGACAACACCGACGCAUGUGGAGCGCAUGAUCAGUCUGCAGUACCGCGACCAAAGCCUGAAGCGCACUGUUGUCCACCUGCAGUUUACCUCCUGGCCAGAGCUGGGUCUUCCUGACAGCAAGAGCAAUCUGCUGCGAUUCAUCCAGGAGGUUCAUGGACACUACCUCCACCAGAGGCCCUUACACACACCUGUUGUAGUGCACUGCAGCUCGGGUGUUGGACGCACCGGCGCCUUCUGUCUGCUGUACGCAGCUCUGCAGGAGCUGGAGGCGGGAAACGGGAUCCCCGACCUUCCACUGCUCGUGAAGAAGAUGAGACAACAGAGGAAGAACAUGCUACAGGAGAAGCUCCAUCUGAAGUUCUGCUAUGAGGCCGUGUUGAAACACGCGGAGCAGGUUCUUCAGCGCCACGGCAUCACGACCGCCACCUGCAGCAAGAGCACCAACUCUGCAGCCACGAAGGAAUUCUACGAGUUCUGGUCAGAAGAGGUACCGCUUUCAUCUCUCAGUAGAACAGUCACAGAGCCUUACUCGAGACAGGAGUCCCAGCAGGAUCUCGUCCUCGGUGGCGACAUGCCCAUCAGCUCCAUCCAAGCCACCAUCGCCAAGCUCAGCAUCCGCCCGCCCAGCGCCACCGACCCAGCAAUGGAGGCCGGCGCCGCCUACGGCCUGGAGGAGCAGGUCGGCGCCGUCUUACCUGCUCUCGACUCACUGGGUGACAUCCAGUCCCUCCAGGACCCCUGCCCUCCCUCAGAUCCACAGCCCCCCUCCUCCUUCAGCCCUCCUCUCACCUCCCCCACCCACUCCCCUCCACCGCCCAACGGCCUGGACGCCAUCUCCCCCUCCACCCCACCCAACCACCAGCCAGUCCCAGAGGCUGCGCCCGGCCUGCCUCCCGCUUCCUCUGCGCCGGCUCCGUCGUCUCUGGAGCUUCUGGCCUCGCUCGCGCCCGAGGCCUUCUCCAUGGAGGGAGGAGGUCGAGGGAAGCAGCGGGUGACCAAGCAGAGCUUCCUGCAGCCAGCGGAGGGCCAGGGUCUUCACGGGACCCGAGGGGAGGAAGGAGACGACCCGCUCAGUAGCCUGGACCCCCUCUGGAGCCUCAACAAGCAAUGAGAGGAGUCCACAGAUCGCUGCCUUUCUCUCACUUUACCACCAGGCGUCAGCGAAGGCCGGCCGUUCUUUCUAAUCCUGCUUUUAAGAAAAAGACACACUCAGAAUCCUGGGACUGUCGGAGAAAUUUUAACGGUGUUGAUUACCAAGACGUGCCUGGUGGCAGACGGUAGGGGUCUGGUUUGGAAGUUGGGUGUAUUUCCACUGCUUUAGGGGUUUGAUCCCUGAAACACAAACACACUUGCUUCUCCUUCCAUCACUCGGUGGCUUCUGGGAUCAGAUCACUAUGCACCUGUCUGUAUUCCUUUCUCUGUUCUGUCGCUCUUUGCUGCUUUUUCUUUGUACGUCUGGGGUGGACGGAAGCACUUCCGGCUCCACAUUUGGGCCCAAAAGGAAGAAAAAAAAUUAAAACUCCCAGCAUGCACUCCACUUUCACAGCCCCCUUCACGGGCGGGCGUCAAGGCAUCACCGAGGUGUGACCGUGCUUGGCUGCUCCCUUCUGCACUGGUUUGUGAUCGAUGUAAUGACUGGAUGUAUGGAGCUGCAGGCGGGCCACAGGAGACGGGCGGAGCUGUGUUGAAGACGGGACAACCUCCCAGCUCAAUCAGAGUGUGUAGCUCAGUCGUCACGGUAACACAGAGCAGCAUACGAAUCAGCACGUCUUAACAAGUUGAUUAUGUUUUCUUUGUAACACUGUAAAUAUAUUCAGUAAAGUUAGACUAUUCCAAAAAAUCGUUCCUCUGGAAAAAAAACACAAAAACGCACUAAUCAUUCAUUAUUGUACAAAUAUUAAAUAAAUCCAGUAGACAGACGACUCUGGUAUCAAAGCCUCUUUAUUUGAAAAUUAGUACAAAGUCUUGCGCAUUUUUUGUGUUACAAAAUAGUAAAUAAGUUACCUUCGUUACUACAGCCUGCGUAGAUUGUAGCCAGCCAAUGAGGGGAGGAGGCUGGAGGGGGAAAGGAGCAGACCUGGGGAUUCAGACAC